UAAUCUAUGGCCUUAAAAACUAACCCUAAAUUUUUAUGUCAUUUUCUCGUUUCGUAUUGAAUGUUUAUUAUUUAUUCGCCCCUAAUUCGAGUUACAGAUUUGUAAGUCAGUCGUUUAUUUAUAUUUACUUUUUACGGCUCACUAUGAGUAGUAGCAGCAGUGAGAAUGAGGCUGAUGUAGACAAUACAGCUCAGGAAGAACAAGAUGAAGGUGACCGAACAUCAAUUAGAGCAGAGCUUUCGUCUCUGUCUUUUGAAGAGCUUCAAAAUCUAAAACAGAAACUAGGUGCGAAAGUAUAUAAUGAAGCUCUUUUUGGGAAGAAGGAUAAACAUGUUGAUAAUAAACCUAAAGUUUUCAAAAGAGAAAACAAAAAUCGCCCUCGAGAGAUAAGUUCAAAAAAGCCUGUUCCUUUCCUGUCAGCAGCACCUGCAGCAAAGAAAAAAGAAAUAAGAGAUCCCAGGUUUGACCCACUUUGUGGAGAAUUUGAUAAGAAACAAUUUUCUGAAGACUACAAUUUUCUAUCUGAUCUUCGAAUUAAAGAUAUUAAAGCAAUUCGUGCAGAGCUAAAGGAGACUACAGACCCUGAAAGGGAGAAGAAACUGCGCAGACUAUUGCAGAGGUUGAAUGACCAACAUAAAGCCAGCAAGAAAAAGAAGGUGGAAAGUGAAAAAGUAGUCGGGCACAAGGAACAAUUGAAAGCAGAUUUUAGGGAAGGAAAACAGCCUCAUUUCAAAAACAAAUCUGAACAACGAGUUGAGGCAUUAGUAAAGCAGUAUGAGGAGCUGAAGAAAGAGGGCUCUGGUCGCAUCCAGCGACAUCUCAAGAGACGCCAACAGAAAGUCAAGAAACGUUCUCAUAGAGCUCCUACUGGUGUCAGUUAAAACAUGAUAUAUUGUUGAAUAAAAUUU
Messenger RNA from Chilo suppressalis (striped riceborer), 908 nucleotides. The record is from the annotation of a GenBank genome assembly. Lineage: Eukaryota; Metazoa; Arthropoda; Insecta; Lepidoptera; Crambidae.